AUACGAAUGCCAAAACCUAGUUUUUGUCUGGGAUCGAUAUUUGAUUACGUGCAUUUAAAUGAUCUUAAUAUCACUGUAUGGUAGGAAACAAUGGCAUAGGAAGCUAAAAUGUAUAUCACAUGGAUUUAUUUUUUAUGGCUUUUAAUUACAGUCGCCUGUAAUAACAUAGAGAGAGCCACAUACUGUUAUGGAGAUAAUUCUGCAGGUUCAAACAUUGUUGACGUGUCAUGUACCAGUGGCACCGUCUACAUAAAUGAUGUCAUAGCUGCAACAAAGCCUACAUCUUUGAGCUGUUCUCCUGAAGACCAUAUAGGAAACCCAGCAGGUCAAGAGAAAUGUUGUACGUACAAUGAGACCGACUGCAUGAAAUCAUGGUCCGGAUCAUGGGAUGCCUAUCGGAACUGUAUAGGAAAAAUGACUUGUUAUGGUGCUCCAGUUAUCCGUGACGAACCUAUAUGUUCCACUGGUGAUUUCCCCAGAUUCAGCAACUAUAUGAUCCUCGAAUACUACUGUAUGCCAGCUGGUUAUAUCUUUGGUCCAUGCAAUAGCACUGCUGACUGCAAUAAUCCUGCAGCAAUGUGUAAUGAAACUUACUGCGCAUGCCAAACCGGGUAUACCACAUUCUCUGCCUUCGACGAUUGCUGGAGAGAUGGAGGCCUAAAUGGAUCUUGUACGGGUGCAGUCGGAUGUCAAGACGCCAACACAUUCUGCAAUUUUACAUCAGGACGGUGUCAAUGCGAUGUUGGGUAUAUUGCUUUUAAUGGGAGCUGUCGACAAGGUGGACAUAACUUUGGCUUCUGUGUGGACACGGCUGACUGUACGGAUCCUCAAGCGCUGUGUGACAAGAGUGUUUGUGUUUGCAAGGGUGGAUACACAGCGUUUGCCGAGUUUGACGACUGUUGGAAAGAUGGCGGCUUGAACGGUUCAUGCACGGGUUCUAUUGGUUGUCAUAACAACAACACUGUUUGUGACACCACUUCUAACAGAUGUGCUUGCAGUACUGGAUAUUCAGCUUACAAUGGUUUGUGUUAUGCAGACGGAGAUUUACAUGGAUUUUGCAACACCAAUGAUGACUGUGUAGAUUACAAUGUAGAAUGUACAAACCAGAGAUGUGAAUGUAUAACUGGCUAUAGGGAUAUGGGUGGCACUUGUCUUGAAGAUGGCCGUCUCAAUGGGUACUGUGAAGCGUCUGUCAUUGAAUGUGUUGACGAUAAUACAACUUGCCAGACUGAAAAUGGUACAUGUGAAUGUGUAGAUGGAUAUACAGAAAUAGGUGAUACUUGUGAGAAAGAUGGAGAACUGGGAGGAGUUUGUGUUGUGGAUGGAAACUGUACAGAUACUCAUGCUGAAUGCGUUUUACUGCAGUCAAAUCCAGCACUUUCAGUGUGUGAAUGUAAAGAUGGAUAUACAGACAUAGAUGGUCAAUGUAUUGAAGACGGAGACCUACAUGGGUUUUGUAACACCAAUGACGACUGUGUAGAUGACAAUGUAGAAUGUACAAACCAGAGAUGUGAAUGCAUAGCUGGCUAUAACGAUAUAGGUGGCACCUGUCGUAAAGACGGACACCCUAAAGGAUAUUGUGAUGCGGUUAACAUUACAUGUGUGGACAAUAAUUCGAAUUGCUCAAAUGGAAUAUGCGAAUGUUUUAUGGGGUAUACAGAACUAGAUGGAGAAUGUAAGAAAGAUGGAGAUUUAGGAGGGGUUUGUGUUGUGGACGGAAACUGUACGGAUGCUGACGCUGAAUGUGUUUCACUGCUGUCGAACCCAGCGCUGUCAGUAUGUGUAUGUAAAGGUGGAUAUACAGACAUAGAUGGGCAAUGUAUUGAAGAUGGUACACUAAAUGGUAUAUGUAAUGGGUCGGUUGUGUGUAAAGAUAACAACACAGAGUGUAACACAGCAACAAAAAGGUGUCAGUGUUCGUCUGGAUAUGUUCCCUAUGAUGAUAUAUGUUACGGAGAUGGGGAUCUUCAUGGGUUUUGUGUGCAAGAUUCAGACUGUUUAGAUGACAAUGUGGAAUGUAUAAACCAGAGAUGUGAAUGUAUAACAAAUUAUAGAGAUAUAGAUGGACAAUGUCUUGAAGAUUGGCAUCUUAACGGUUUUUGUGAAGUAACGAUCGACUGUGUGGAUGAAAAUACUGAAUGUUCAGAGGGCAUUUGUGAAUGUAUAGACGGAUAUACAGAAAUCGAUGGAACGUGCAUGAAAGAUUGGGAUAUAGGAGGAGUUUGUGCUGUAGACAGUGACUGUCUAGACGAUAAUGCUCAGUGUGUCACUAUGUCAUCAAACACAGCCAUAUCGAUAUGUGAAUGCAAUACCAACUAUACAAAUAUUGAAGGAGAAUGUAAACAAGAUCGUCGUCUCGGUGGACGGUGCACAAACACUGCGUCCUGCUUAGAUACGAACACCAACUGCUCAACAGAAGGUAUCUGUACAUGCAUUGCACAGUACUCCGAGGUCAACGAUAUUUGUAAAGAAGAUGAAAAAGAAGGCGGAGUUUGCGGUCAAAGUGUCCAGGGAGGACAUGUAGGACAGUGUACCGAGGACCAUACCGUAUGUGAGGUGGACACACAGUUACAGUGUGGAGGCUCCAAGUGCACACCAGGCCUCUGUCAAUGUAAACAGGGAUUUUCUAUUGGAUUUGACAGUACUUGUACGAAAGAUGGGGAUAUUGGCGGCGUAUGUAACAUGGACAGUGAUUGUGCGGAUGCCAACGCCAACUGUGUUGGUACACCUUUGUUCUGCACUUGUUCUACCGGAUAUAGAAACGUGGAUGGCGCAUGCGUAAAAGAUGGCGAUCCGGGCGGCUUUUGCCUGUCAGGAAACAUGUGUACAGAUUCCCACUCUAUAUGUGUAAAUGGAACAUGUAUUUGUAAUGACGUUAGAGACUACGUCAUCAAAGAUGGAAGUUGUCAAAGAGAUGACAGUUACAUCAGUGGUGAAUGCGAGGGCGGUAUUUGUUUUGAUUCUAAUGCAGUGUGUUCAGGAAACAAAUGUAUGUGUAAGUCAGGGUACUCGCAACACAAUGGUAUAUGUACAACAGGGGAACUAUCGUCAGUAACGUCAUGUAACGGAAGUUCACCAUACAAUCAACUAUCUCCAGACUGUGAUCAAGACAGCGUUCCUUUAAUCAUAGAACAGUACCAGCGCGUGAAAGCUGCUAGCAACAAUUGUUCUGGAAACGUGUCUGUUUAUUCAGAUGUAAUUUUCAUGAUGUGUUGUUCUUACGAUGUUGGAGAUUGUCGUCUGCACGGAUCAGAAGCAGAUGCUUGUAGUCCAGCUGACUUGGUUGGAGCAUACACUACAUACAAUGUCAUUGAUUACAUUUGUGCUAAAGCUGACUCAGUAAUUGACGCAUCUACCAAUGACGACGUAACAAGCAAUCAAGUUUACGUUACCAUAUCAACAGACAACGUGGGAAACACUGGGAAAACAAUGUGUUCAGUUACAGCUUCUUGUCAGACAGAUAUAUCCGUAUAUUUGGUCUUCUUAAAUUUUGCGAAGGUUAAUAAUCAAUGCAGCCAGACACUCACCAUAACAGAAGGAACAAGUUCGACAACUUUUGACUGCGAUUACACUGUAGAAAAUACAACAAUGGCUGUGUAUUCGACAUCGGCAGGUUUCUUCACGUUCAGAGUAACCAAUCCGGAUCAAGGCGGACGUUUUGUGUUGAAUAUUGAAGCUGAAACAACAACAGCCGACUUACUGGUAGCCUGUGGAAGUGAAGCAGAUUCGGAAGGUCCUGGGUCAUUUGGAACAUGUUCACCUGAGGCUGGCCGCCUCGGAGGCGAAUGCUCCUCCGAAAUUAUCUGUGUAGAUCCAUACACAGUUUGCCAAAAUGGAGUUUGCCGAUGUCAAAGCGGAUACAGCGAAUCCAACAUGGAAUGUUUAGAAAUUGCUUCCAAAGAAGAGGACAAAACGAACCAAACCGCUUUACUAGCAGUGAUUAUUCCGGUGGCAAUUCUUGUUGUCUUGGCAGUAGCUGCCAUACUUUUCUGGUUGUUCAAGGAUACCAUACGCAAAAGAUGUUUCCCUAAACAGGAAUCAGCAUUACCAGUCAAGCCAGUCAUUGAAGGACCAACUCCGAUGAAUGUUAAGUACACGGGUACUGGUGUACCGUCCGAUGUCAAGGUACCAAAAGCUAUGCCACCGCCAUGGUUAAACUCUGGCUGGUCUCCAUCGAACGAAAAGUUUCAUGGAAAUAUUCCAAAAGAUUCAAACUUGAGAAAAACACUUCCCCCUAUAAUCCGCCCGCAAAUAGGCGCCACUCCAAUGAAUAUGAAAUAUUCUGGCAAGUUGCCAAAUGGAUCAGGUCAUUUGAAUGAGGCAAAUUAUCUGCACAAAGAAGAAGUAGAAGCCGACAAAAAUGUAAACAAGAAAAAGCAGAAGAAAAUAAAGAGAAAUACUAUCAGUCCUAUUAACGAAAAUGACGUUCUACUGGCUAAUGGAGCCGCAGGGUUAGCAAAUACCGCUAACUUGAAGUCGAAAGGCAAGAAGAAGAAUAAAAAACUGAGGAAGGUACAACUUGGAAUUAAGGCAAAACAAGCCUUUGAAUUACCAACACAACUGGGCAAUUCACAAGCAGGGGUUUACAGACCAAAUCAAGACUUUUACAAUAGAAGCCUAUCAGGAAUGAAUCAUAUGAAUGGUACACCGGCUUUUAGUCAGUCCGUCCCAGGACCGAAUAUGCAAAAUCUCAAGUCACCUGUUGGUCGAUUGCCACCUCUACAAAAUACUAUCUCCAACACAUUUGAUCCUCGGGCUUCCUGGAGAACUACAGGAUCAGUGGUCUCUGUAGCUGUUCAACCUAAAGUGAGGAGGCCCUCUGUGAUAGACAUUGCUUCCGUUGAUGAUCCAUCGAAUAUUGAACAUUUUGAGCUAGCCAAUAACUGAUUUACUUGAUAAAUUUUGUACUAACAAUUUACCCUAAUGUUUAGGCUUAAAAAGAUUAGUCCAAGCAAUUUCAGUUCCGGGCAGUGCAUUCUUAUCUUUUAACAAGCGUUUAGUCCAUGUUUAAUUAUAUUAUUCUUUGAUGUGGCCGUAGCCUCGUACUACAUGAUCAAGUUUUCAAAGCUUUGAAGUUAAGUGAAUCAAAUAUGUAAUUUUAUUGACACUGAAACCGCAUUAUGAUAUGCAACGAAUUUAAAAUUUGCUUAAUUUUACAUGUAAUAAGUGAAGAUGCCAUUCAGAGUUUAAAAACUGCAAUAUAAACUGAAAUGUAUUUCAGUAAUACUUUGUCUGGUCAAUAGAUUUUCAUCAGUCUAGCUCAUCUGCGCCAAAGUAUCAGUUUGAGCUAUUCGGAACAUUCAGUAUUCGUCGCGGGUUGUCGUGAACCUUAACUUGUAGACAAUUGAAACUGAAAGUGAAUAAUUUGAUUAAAUGCCUAUUCUUAUACAAUGAUAUAUUCAAUGGCGUUGUGCAUAAUAAUAAUAAUUAUUAUUAUAACAAUAUUAAUAAUGACAAUAAUAAUAAUAACAGCCUUACUGUAACAAACAGUCAUGACCGCCCCCCUCCCUUCAGGUCAUUUUACCCCUAUUGCGAAUACCAGUGUUUAAAGCAUCACGUGGUAGGCCCAGAUGAGCUGCAUAUAGAGGUUCAAACUCCCCGGUUAAUGGUGACAUCAUAUACUAUUUAAGAAAUAAAUACUACACACUACCAUACCCAUAGAGCUUUACCAACAGGUGCGUUUAUUUAAACAAACCUUGGAAAUUUAAAUGUUGAAAUGUGAAACCUUUUACAACAUAUAUAUUAUGCGUCGCCUGUGGUAGUUAUUCUUAACUUGUAGAUGACAUCCAUUAUUCUCUGUGAUACAACCCUUUUAAAGAAAAAACACGUUCAAAAGCGCUUUAAACAGUAAAAAGGCAACCACUCACGGCGCCAUAUUCAUACUCUACAGGUACAGACACACAGUGAUCUGACAAAAUGGACAGAGGGAGAGAAAGCCUUCAGAACAGAGAUAUAGAAAUCCAUUAGAUAUAGGCCUGUCAUGCUAACUUAGCUUAUCUCUGCGCGAAUUCGUUUUUACAAACUGAUAUACUAGUACGCGAAGCCGUCUUUCUUAUUAUUAUAGGAAGAACCAGUAAUUGUCUCCAAGUUAGGUGGGAUACAUUCAAGAGAGAUUAUCCUUUGCCUGUCUCUAUAAACCUGCACUUGUAAACAAUUUUCAUUGUCCACCGUCUGGCGUCGUAAACAAUAACUUGUAGACAACAAAACAUUCCGCUUAGACCAAACUCGCACAAUUUUUAACCAAAUUAAGGAGAAUUCUAUCACAAUUUGGACACAUGCCAGAGAGUUAUGCCUCUUUAAUUGUCAACUGUUACAUUUUGUUAAAGAUACUGUAGCACAUCCAACCAAACUUACACAGUCGUUGUGAGACUAUUAAAGCGACAUUCAUUUUAUUGCUUUAAAAGGUGCAUUUGGGAAAUUUAGGUAUUCAGGACAGCUACUGUAUAGUUACCAUAACUCUCUCGUGUACACAUAUGCCAAUAUUUAUCAACUCUGGCGUAUACAGGGAAUUAUACAAGACAUUUAUUCAGUUAUUUGUCAAAACACUAUUACAUCUCCGGAACAAACAAUAGAGCCUAAACGUGGAAAAUGAAAGCUUAUUUCUUCUUUUCCUUCAUGUCAUUUCUUAAAAGCGCCUUUAAGGCGUCAUAUCUCACCUCACGAUGACGUUACUCCAUUGGGUCAGGAUGUUUCUAAAACGUAUGUUAUUUUUGAUUUGAUUAUAAAGUUGUUGUUUAUUUUUGUUACUUCUGUUUUCAUUAAAGUAUAUUUUGUUUGUA
Messenger RNA from Mercenaria mercenaria, 6779 nucleotides. Its product is annotated as neurogenic locus notch homolog protein 1-like. Lineage: Eukaryota; Metazoa; Mollusca; Bivalvia; Venerida; Veneridae. The transcript is spliced from 31 exons. The coding region runs from base 109 to 4887 and encodes 1592 amino acids. The record is from RefSeq and is a predicted model, not a curated record.